AUGGCUCCGUUCGGCGAGGGCGGCGGGGAGGGCAGCGGCGGCGGCGACGGCGACGACGCGCGGCGGGGGUGGGACCCGCUGCGCAGCGGCAGCGCGCCGCCGACCAUGGAGGGCGGUAACGCGGCGGCGGCGCUCGCAGCGGACGCGGUGUUCGGCGGGCCCGCUGCGGGGUCGUUCUUCUCCGGGGUGGACGGGCUAGGCGCUCGGCUCGACGAGGUCAGCAGGCGCCGCGGCGGCGUCCCGCAGGAUCGUUUUGGUCAUUCUGUAUCACAAUCUAUGAGACCACCAGGCCUCCUGUAUAAUGGCACAACAGAGUUGGAAGACAGGCAAUUCAGGCCGAAUAGAGUUGACAGUGUUGGUCCAUUGGCGAAUUACCCUACACUUGAUGUGUGUUCUCAUUGGUCUGAUACAGAUACAGACAGUGUUGAAUUUCGCAGACAUGUACAGAGUUGCUUUUUGUCAGACUCGGAGAAGAUGAAUCCUUAUGGCACUAGGGACCUUAAUGCUCCGUAUCUUUACGAGUCUGAUCUUUCAGAUGGUUUAUCUGGGCUGAGGCUGACAAAUAAUACCGUUAUUGAUGAAAGGAGUUAUGAGGAACAGCUACAAGAUGAAAUGCUCAAACGUCGGCAAGAUCUCUCCACUAAACUUCGUGAUGAUAAUCAAUGUCAUAUGGAUGGUAAUUUUUUACACACACCUAGGUCUGGGCGCAUGGACAUCCAUUCUCCGCUCAUGUAUGGUGACGGUAUUUUACGAAGGCAGGUCAGUGCCUUAGAUGGUUCCAAUGUUUCAAGGUUGAAUUUCCAUCGUAUCAAGGAUGUUGAUCAUUUACCUUUCGCUGAAGAGCUAGCUACUACGGGGUCAGACAACUUGCAUAGAGAUACUAAUCCUGUUCGCAAUGCAAAUAUGGCAAAUAUGAUCAACCCCAUGAGCAAUAGAUACAACAGUACAGACUUUGAGUUUGUCAGGAAUCGAUUCCUUAAUGAUGUUCUUGCCCAGCAAUAUCUGCAGGAUAGAAGUCUGUUUUACUCGGUAUCUGGUCCCGCUUAUAAAGAUGGCAGUAUCUAUCACGAGGACCCUCGUUUCCCCUACUUAAGAAUGCAACGAUCUCGAUCCCAUUUUCAACCAAACUCAAGGGACAUUCAAUCAGACCGUGGUCGGCAAUCAUCACGCUUUUUUCAUAGGAGAACGGCAACUGGUUUAAAUCUGGGAUCACAGGUCUAUCAUGACAAUUCAUUACUAAAACACCUAGAUUUGCCCUUGGAUAAUGUGGAUAAAAAUGGGGUGGAUUCAUUGGAGCUGAUCAAUGUAGUUGGCCAUGUUAAGGAAGUUAGUAUGGAUCAAUAUGGAAGUCGGUUUAUCCAACAAAAACUGGAUCAUGCAUCAGCUAGUGAUAGGGAGAAAAUCUUUCCAGAGAUAUUAUCCAAUACAGUUGCUCUAGCUACUGAUGUAUUUGGCAAUUAUGUUAUCCAGAAGUUUUUGGAGUUUGCUACUGAGAGCCAAUUAAUCCAAUUGUCAGAGCAACUCAAAGGUCACAUUUUGGACCUCAGCCUCCAGAUGUAUGGUUGUAGAGUGGUUCAGAAGGUUUUGGAGGUAUUUGAUAUGGACCAAAAGAUCAAUGUUGUUCAAGAGCUAAAAAAUUCUGUUUUGAAAUGCAUUGCUGAUCAAAAUGGUAACCAUGUAAUCCAGAAAUGCAUUGAGUGUGUUUCUGAAGAUCGCAUUCCAUUUGUUAUAGAGCCUAUUCUUUCAGAAAUAGUUGAUCUUUGUACCCAUCAGUAUGGCUGCAGAGUUAUUCAGAGAGUUUUGGAGCAUUGCCAUGAUCCAUCCACCCAAAGUGCAAUCAUGGAUAAAAUUGUACAAAACACCUCCUCUUUGACAGAUAAUAAAUUCGGGAACUAUGUUGUUCAACAUGUACUGGAACAUGGCAAGCCAGAAGAGCGUUCAUCCAUCAUUCAAAAGCUCUUUGGGCAAGUGGUCAACUUGAGCAAGCAGAAGUUUGCUUCUAGUGUCAUUGAGAAAUGUUUGACUUAUGGAACUCCUGAAGAACGUGAUGUCAUUAUUGGAGAGAUAAUUUCUUCUAGCCAAAUCUUUCAGGAAUUGAUGAAAGAUCAGUUUGGGAACUACGUUGUACAGAGAGUCCUUCAGACUUGUGAUGACAAGGACCUAGAUAUGAUCCUUUCAAGCAUCAAGUUGCACUUGAAUAAGCUCAUGAAUUACACUUACGGGAAGCAUAUUGUUGCACGUGUUGAGAAGCUACUUGUUACAGGAGAAAAACGAGCAAGGAUGGCGGCGUCUACGAGUUGUCAGAAUCAGCAGUCAACAAACUGUACAGAUGCUGAUGCAAAUAAGCACUUUUAA
Messenger RNA from Panicum hallii, 2355 nucleotides. Its product is annotated as pumilio homolog 4-like. Bases 1 to 2355 code for a protein of 784 amino acids. NCBI's taxonomy places the organism in Eukaryota, Viridiplantae, Streptophyta, Magnoliopsida, Poales, Poaceae. The record is from RefSeq and is a predicted model, not a curated record. Gene Ontology annotation, molecular function: mRNA binding. The transcript is spliced from 10 exons. Gene Ontology annotation, cellular component: cytoplasm. Gene Ontology annotation, biological process: post-transcriptional regulation of gene expression.